Aplosporella prunicola CBS 121167 is the source of this 794-nucleotide messenger RNA. RefSeq lists its product as uncharacterized. The coding region runs from base 36 to 578 and encodes 180 amino acids. The record is from RefSeq and is a predicted model, not a curated record. Gene Ontology annotation, cellular component: membrane; endomembrane system. Lineage: Eukaryota; Fungi; Ascomycota; Dothideomycetes; Botryosphaeriales; Aplosporellaceae. The transcript is spliced from 3 exons.
CUCCAACACGUCCAAACACCUUGACCUCUCGCAUCAUGGCUGAUACUCAGGUUCCCGUCGAUGACACCCCGAUCAACCCAGUCGCUCCGCCGGCCGCCGAAGCCCAGUCGGUCAUGACGCCCAUCAACAUGGUGCUGCUGUCGCUCUUCGUGGUGCUGGUGUACCUGCGCCUGCGGCCCAAGCCCGCCCAAGUGCUGCCGAAAGCGCCCGCGCCCGUCGUCUUCAAGACCUUCACGCCGCCGACGCUGCUGCCCUACAACGGCGAGAACGGGCAGCCCGUGUACCUGGCCGUGCGCGGCCGCGUCUUCGACGUCACCCCCGGCCGCAACUUCUACGGCCCCGGCGGGCCCUACGCGAACUUUGCCGGGCGCGACGCCAGCCGCGGCUUGGCCUGCGGCAGCUUCGACGAGGACAUGCUGACCAAGGACCUUCAGGGCCCGUUGGACAAGCUGGAGGACCUGGGCGACGAGGAGAUGGAGGCCCUCAUGGGCUGGGAGGAGCGCUUCUCGGAGAAGUACCUCGUCGUGGGCAAGCUGGUGCCGGUCGGUAGCGACGAGGCCAAGGACGCCGAGUCGUGAGAGGGCGGAUAUGGGUAGUUUGGUGGUGGGGAGUUACAACGAAGAGACACUGGAGGGAUGAUGGAGGGGUACUCCUAGGGGCAAGCUGAUUGGAGUAGUUUUAAAAAGUCGCCACACUGCACGGCAGAAUGAACGAGCGUCAUCAGUUCGUCGUGACACUUUUUGACGGAUGACCCGUCCAGGACCACUGGGCACGACGGGAUUUGCCAGUAGCCG